Aspergillus tanneri is the source of this 1386-nucleotide messenger RNA. RefSeq lists its product as uncharacterized. The record is from RefSeq and is a predicted model, not a curated record. NCBI's taxonomy places the organism in Eukaryota, Fungi, Ascomycota, Eurotiomycetes, Eurotiales, Aspergillaceae. The transcript is spliced from 8 exons. Bases 1 to 1386 code for a protein of 461 amino acids.
AUGAUAGUACUUCUGCUAGGGUUCGGUAUCAGUAACCUUGUGUUUCAAACCUUGAUCGAUGGCGGCUUCAUCCGUAUGGCCUUGAUCAUCACCGUGCCCUUCUUCCUACUACUCAGCAUGUUUUUCUUCGUCGUCCUCUUCACAGAUCUCUUCCAGGCUGCUGGCCCCAUCAAGACCCUCCAGACUAACUCCCGUUUCUAUUCCGCCAUGCCUGUAUACACGGAGUCAUUGGAGGGUGUCCUCCUACCGACAAUUCGAAGUCUCCAAGAAGCCGUCUCUCAUUAUGAGUCCCAUGGAGGCAGCGCCACCAUCUUUAUCAAUGAUGACGGACUGGCGUAUAUGUCCCCGGAAGAGCAACAGGCUCGCAUCCACUUCUACCACGACAAUAAUAUUGCCUGGGUGGCCCGACCCCAAAACAAUAGCGAGGAUGGAUACGACGAAAUACUACAUCGUCUGGCGCAGCAUCUGUCAAUCAGCGAUCUGAUCGAUCCGGCUGAAGAGGCUGUCUGCUAUCAGCGAGCCCUAGAGCACGUCCUCGAAUCCGACCUGCGUAUCCACGCAGGAGGCGAUAUUCGUAUCGGGGAGUUGAUAUUGAUCGUGGACUCGGAUACGCGAGUACCUGUUGAUUGUCUGCUCCAUGGCGCGGUGGAGAUGUAUCUGAGCCCGGAGGUAGCCAUCGUACAGCAUGCAACCGGCGUCAUGCAGGUGUCCUGGGAUUAUUUCGAGAACGGCAUUGCCUUCUUCACGAAUCUCAUCUAUUCCGCUAUUCAGUUUUCCGUGGGCAGUGGGGAGACCGCACCCUUUCGGUGCAAUCCGUCGGCCGUGACGAUCCCGAUGGACUAUGCCAUUGCAUCUGGGUUCCCUUUAAGCAUUCUGAACUACUUUCUAGUCGGUUGGUUCAAUGGCUAUCUGGAUAAAUUCUACAUGGAGUCCUGGAAAAUCUUCCUCAGUCUCAUCAUAGUAUUCUCCGGCUUCGGCAACGUCACCUUAGCCAUCAUCCGCUAUCGACUAGGUGAGAAAAGUCUGGGGCCCGCAUUACUAGAGAAUUUUAAAUGGAUGCCCAUGUUCGCUAUCUUCUUCGGCGGACUAUCCUUCCAUCUAUCGCGGGCGAUCCUGGCGCACAUGUUCAGCAUUAAUAUGCAAUGGGGCACCACAGCGAAAGAGAAAAUCAACUCAAAUUUCUUCAAAGAGAUGCCCAAGAUCUUCCAGACGUUUAAAUGGCUGUAUGCUGUCCUUCUUCCCUUGGUGCUUGGCAUGAUCUAUCUCGGGUGUUUUGCCCCAGGGGUGGGAGAUCACUUCUGUUGCUGCUGUCGUGCCGGCGUCCGUUAUGGUUGUCUCACAUGCGAUGUUGCCGGUGGUGUUGAACCCUUCGUUGAUGGUGUUUAA